UGGGCCUUCCGGUGCCCGGCCCCGGCGCCGGUCACCGCGGCGACGCCGUCCACCUCGGCGGCUCGGCCGGACGGCGAGUUCCGCCUGAGCGACUUUGACAUGCUCAAGGUCCUUGGACGCGGGAACGGCGGGACCGUCCAUAAGGUCUCGCACCGCCGCACGUCGGCGCUGUACGCGCUCAAGAUCAUUCACCGCGGCCAUCCCGGCGCCGGCGAGGAGGUGGACGUCGUCCGCCGCGUCGACUCGCCUCACAUCGUCCGGUGUCACUCGGUACUCCCGACGGCGUCCGGCGACUCUGCUUUGCUCCUCGAGCUGAUGGACGGCGGUUCGCUCGACUCGCUCGUCCGCGGCGGCCAGGGAGGCUUCCCGGAGGCGGCGCUGCCGGAGGUGGCGGCGCAGGCGCUAUCCGGCCUGGCGUACCUCCGCUCACGCCGCGUCGUCCACCGGGACAUGAAGCCGGCGAACCUCCUGGUCAACAGGGCCGGGCAGGUCAAAAUCGGCGACUUCGGCAUCGCCGAGGUCGUCUCCCGGGCCGGCAAGUACCGCGCGGCAUACGAGGGCACCGCCGCCUACAUGAGCCCCGAGCGAUUCGACACGGAGCGGUUGCACGACGGCGAGGGGAACCGCGUCGACCCCUACGCCGCCGACGUGUGGGGGCUGGGCGUGACCGUCCUGGAGCUUCUGAUUGGGCGCUACCCGCUGCUCCCCGCCGGGCAGGAGCUGACCUGGGCGGCGCUCAUGUGCGCCAUCUGCUUCGGUGAUCUGCCGGCACUUCCCGAUGGCGCGGCGUCGCCGGAGCUCCGGAGUUUCGUGUCCGCCUGCCUGCAGAAGGACCACCGGAGGCGGCCAUCUGCCGCGGAGCUCCUCGCGCACCCGUUCGUCGCCGGGAGGGACGUGGCAGCAGCGAGACAUGCGCUCCGGGAAGUGAUCGAGCAGCGCGUGUAGAUAUUGGACUGUCCGUUCUCAAACUGUAGCCAAACAUUUGCACAGCUGCAGAUACAGAUAGUGGAAGAACACUAAAAUUUUAAAUCGACCAGAUAGUUUAAUAUGGUACAACAGUUUUGGUGUCUAUCCGUUGCAUUAUUUCUGUCGACAAGAUUACAGAUCAUCAAUUUGACAUCGCUAACCAGGGAACGUCAUUUUUGUAAGCAAUC
Molecule: messenger RNA, 1154 nt
Organism: Triticum dicoccoides
Lineage: Eukaryota; Viridiplantae; Streptophyta; Magnoliopsida; Poales; Poaceae
Product: mitogen-activated protein kinase kinase 9-like
Exons: 1
Coding region: 100-945 (281 amino acids)
Biological process (GO): protein phosphorylation; MAPK cascade
Molecular function (GO): ATP binding; MAP kinase kinase activity
Source: RefSeq, a predicted model, not a curated record